Penicillium hordei is the source of this 252-nucleotide messenger RNA. RefSeq lists its product as uncharacterized. NCBI's taxonomy places the organism in Eukaryota, Fungi, Ascomycota, Eurotiomycetes, Eurotiales, Aspergillaceae. The transcript is spliced from 3 exons. Bases 1 to 252 code for a protein of 83 amino acids. The record is from RefSeq and is a predicted model, not a curated record.
AUGCGGCCCAACCCCUUCGCACCAGCUCGCGGAACCAUUACUGUCCUCGAAUGCUUUAUCACUGUUGAGGUACCCGACGCCAUUGUUUCUGAAGCCAGCAAUGCUGAUACCAGCAUCGCUACACUCCUCGAAUCGAGUGUUUUUGUAGAGCGCGUAUCCUGGGCUGUCGGAGCUGUAGCCGCCAAAAUUGGGGGAUUUGACAGCGAAUAUGACAGUGAAAGCUAUCGCGACUCCGAUGAAGCAGAGCAUUAG